CGGCUACCAAAUAUUUGCCAGCCGUCAGCUCGCUGCUCCGCUAUAAAUACUUCAGGCCCAGGUGGAGGGACGGGCAGGGGGAGCGGCGCGGGAGCCUAUGCAUGGCCGGGCGGCAGCGCCAAGGGUGACUCCUGGGGGUGCCUCUGAGUGCUGACAUGGCUGCGGGUGUCAUCCAGCCCCUGGCUGAGCUGCGGCUGCCCUCGCCCUUCCCACACGGCCUCCUGCUGCCCAUGCACCCUGAGCCCGACUUCCCCGACCUCUCCGAGGAGGAGGAGGAGGAAGAAGAGGAGGAGGAAGAGGAGGAGGAUGUGGAAGCAGUGGAGGAGAGCGUGAGGCCAGAGCUGGCCGGUGUUUCCAGCACCGCCGAGUCCACCCUGCGCCUCCUCAAGUUUUCGGAGCUCAUCAGCUGCGACAUCCAGCGCUACUUCGGGCGGCGGGGCCGGGAGGAGGCCGGGAGCCGCGCCGUGCCCGAGGACUGCGGCUCGCCCCAGGGCGCUGAGGCCGUGCCCGAGGCGGCGGCCCCGGGAGCCACGCACAGGCUGGGGCCGCUGGCCGAGCUCUUCGAGUACGGCGUGCACCGCUGCCUGCCCGCACGGGCGGCCGGCGGCAAGACGCAGCGGCUGGAGAGGAAAUACGGCCACAUCACCCCCAUGCACCGCAGGAAGCUGCCGCCCUCCUUCUGGAAAGAGCCGGGCCCGGGCCCCGCCAGCCUCCUCCACGCGGGCACCCCUGACUUCAGCGACCUGCUGGCCAACUGGACAGUGGAGCCAGGGCCAGAGCUGCCAGGCACGGGGCGGGAGCCGCCAGGCCGCCCGGGGCUGGAGGCAGAGCCCUUUGCCGGGCUGUGA
Messenger RNA from Hirundo rustica (Barn swallow), 848 nucleotides. It is a transcript of the gene PERCC1, whose product is annotated as proline and glutamate rich with coiled coil 1. Bases 156 to 848 code for a protein of 230 amino acids. NCBI's taxonomy places the organism in Eukaryota, Metazoa, Chordata, Aves, Passeriformes, Hirundinidae. The transcript has 2 exons. The record is from RefSeq and is a predicted model, not a curated record.